Molecule: messenger RNA, 1681 nt
Organism: Lolium rigidum
Lineage: Eukaryota; Viridiplantae; Streptophyta; Magnoliopsida; Poales; Poaceae
Product: B3 domain-containing protein Os06g0194400-like
Exons: 6
Coding region: 565-1224 (219 amino acids)
Molecular function (GO): DNA binding
Source: RefSeq, a predicted model, not a curated record
UUUUUUGGUUUACUUAAUCAUAACCUUAGACUGCCUAUCUUUUAAUUUUUAACCAAGUUUGGUUACCUAUCAACCCAUGUGCGUCUGUUUGCAAAAUGCAGAGGUUGUUCUACUCCAUUAUAAAAGAAAAUGUUACCUUGCCUGUAUGUAACGAGUCAGGGAAAGGCGUAAGCUAAAUUGUGCCCAUUGGACUGCAAGCACAAUCACACAAUAGUUGCAGAAUGUUUGUUAUAGCUAUACUAGGUAAUGCUCAAAGAUUGGUUGUAGCAAAUCUUGAGUAGCUCACAAAGAAUGAGAUGGGCCUGUGGGCCGCCUGCUUGGAUGAUAGUAGGAUAAUAAAACUCGGAAAGGCCCAACUCCAACGUCGGUGCUUCCUGGGUUUGCGGCUUUACCUUCGCUCCACUUCUGUUCCCCAAAUUUGAACGACGCCGCCCGACCUGCGAUGGUUCCCCAGUUUUAGUUCCUUCAUUUGUUGAUAGUUCUACUCGAAAUCCCCAUUUCAUUUUCCUCCUCCAACAGCCCAAAGAACAACCAAAGCAGCAGAGGAAAAGUGAGGUGAGGAAAAUGGAUGAGGCGAACUCGUACGAGGAGCAGCGCAGGAGGCAGAUCGAGCAGAACAAGCGCAAGCUGGAUGAGCUGCGGGUGCACAAGCUCUCCGCCGCCGUCCGCCAGGCCGCCGCCAAGCCCAUGCAGGCCAAGCUGGUGAUGCCUCGGAAUCCGAGGCUGGACGCCCCGACCCGAAGGUCCGGCCGCAUCGCCAGCCUCCUGGAGCAGCCUGACUACCGCGUUAGGAAGGCGAAUGGCGAUAUAAAGACCGAAUCACCUGAUCCAGUUCCAGUGUAUGCGACCGACGAAGAGAGAGCCUAUGCAUUCACCAAGGCCGAACAGCUCAACGGCCAGCUGGGCUCCGACCACCCAACCUUCAUCAAGCCUAUGUCCCACGGUUCCGCCAAAAAAUUGAGGCAUCUGAAUAUCCCAGUGCACUUCAGGCAGUAUCUCCCCGUGCAUGAUGAGACGAUGGUUCUGGUGGAUGAGGCGAAUAACGAGUUUGACGUGUUCUACCGUAUCAGCCACGAUCAUCGUAUGCAUCUUAACGGGUGGAGAGCGUAUUCUGCUUACCAUGAGCUGGCUGAUGGUGACUGCUUGGUGUUCCAGCAGAUAGAGAGGAGAAAAUUCAAGGUUUAUAUAGCUAGAGCGAGUUCUUACAACAAAAAUGACCACUGAUGGUGCGAGCUGCCAAUAGUGCCAGCAGAGAAGGUGUAUGCAUAUUUUCAAUUGCGAAUUGGGAUGGGCAGCUGAGAACAUGGCGCACUGUUUUUUUUUUCGGAAUUUGGAGGGUGGCAGACUCAACCUAAGGAGACGUACAUGAGCAUUUGUUCCUUUGGUCAAAGUGUUAGCCAAGAUGAAAAGCUUGGAUGAACCAGUUGAUUGCUCUGUUGCAAAAACUGAGCCUGGUUGUUGUUGGUUAACAAACUUGCUCGAUUAGUAGUUCUUUUAGUACCCAAUGUUUGUAGUUUAGAUGUUUGCAUUUCCUCUGUCGGGUCAGUCAGAUGCCAUGAACAUUGAGAAUCAGCAGCUGCAACGCGAAUCUGCAGCAAGAAACUGCGCAUGUGGUGCAUGCGCUCCAACUGCACAGCGAGAAUUAAUCUCAAUGAAUUUGUUAUUUCUUCCCCGUUUUAAU